This is a messenger RNA of Blastocystis hominis, 435 nucleotides long. RefSeq lists its product as hypothetical. Bases 1 to 435 code for a protein of 144 amino acids. The transcript is spliced from 2 exons. Lineage: Eukaryota; Bigyra; Opalinata; Blastocystidae. The record is from RefSeq and is a predicted model, not a curated record.
AUGGAGUUCUUCCAGCGGCACAUCGCAGAGAGUAUUUUCAUUCUCCGCCAUGCCAUUCUGCACUUCGUCGAUGAGUGGAAGUUCGGAAUCGAACUUUCCAAUUUUCUCGUCAUCACGGACCGACAAUUGGAGGCUUUCCUCCUCUGUAAAAACCUCCUCAAGGGGCAGAUCGGCGCUGGCCGGCUCUGGACGCUGUUCAUCCACAUCGUGCACGAGAUGUUCGGUCCCGAGGAAGCGCUGCGCUACUUCCGGAUCGCUCUGCAUUACGUGGCGAAGUCUGGCGAGCUGUGGUGCGAAGGAGCGCGGAUCUUCCUGGAUCCGACUUCUCCUCAUUUCAGUCUGCACAACGCACAGAUCGCUCUGAACUACGCGGUAAUCUUCACGCCUCGCUACGGAGACACGUUCAUCGAAGUACCCGAUUCAAUGGCCGCGUGA